AUGUUCUCAAGGUCUGGAUUUUAUUUCACCAAAAAUUCAACUGUUUUAACUUCUUUAGCUCGUCAUCCAUCAUGUAAACCAAAUAUAAUAUGUAAUAAAGUAUCACAAUCAUCAUCAUUAACAUCACAAUUAAGACAAUUUAAAUUUAAUAAUUUUUUAAAAUUCUUUGGAUUGAAAAGAUCAUAUUCUACAAUUGCUUCAUCCCCCAUAUCGACAAACCUAAAGAAUUCAAGAAUAAAAAAUUCAAACUUUAUAACACCACCAAAAUCAGUCGGGUACUGGUUAAUCGGUACAUCAACAUUAAUAUUUGGAAUAGUUGUAUUAGGUGGAUUGACAAGAUUGACAGAAUCAGGAUUAUCUAUAACUGAAUGGAAACCGGUUACUGGUUCAAUCCCACCAUUGACUCAAGAAGAUUGGAUAGAAGAAUUUAAUAAAUAUAAGGAUUCACCUGAAUUUAAACAAUUAAAUUCUCAUAUAACAUUAGAAGAAUUUAAAUUUAUAUUUUUUAUGGAAUGGUCACAUAGAUUAGUAGGUAGAGCCAUUGGAUUGUUUUUUAUAGUGCCAGCUUUAGUGUUUUGGUCAAGAAAUAAAUUCAGUCCCAGAUUAACUAAACGAAUAAUUGGUCUUAGUGGAUUAUUAGGAUUACAAGGAUUUAUUGGUUGGUGGAUGGUUAAAUCUGGUUUAGAUGAAGAAGAAUUAAAAGAUCGUAAAUCCAAACCAACAGUUUCUCAAUAUAGAUUAACUACUCAUUUAGGUGCAGCUUUCUUAAUGUACUUGGGUGUAUUAUACAUCGCAAUUGAGAUCUUACAAGAGAAUAAAAUUAUCAAGUCAAUACGAAGUGGUAACCCGGAAAAGAUUGCAUUUGUUGAAAAAUUAAUAAAUCAAUUAUCAAGCCCAGCAAUUAAAAAAUUUAGAUACAUGAGUUAUGGAUUAUUAAUAUUAACUUUUAUAACUGCAAUGUCAGGAGGUAUGGUUGCAGGAUUAGAUGCUGGAUUAAUUUAUAAUACAUUUCCACACAUGGGAGAAGAUUGGAUACCUUCAAAAAAUGAAUUAAUGGAUCCUGUAUUUGCAAGACAAAAAGAUGAAUCAGAUUUAUGGUGGAGAAAUCUUUUAGAAAAUCCAACUACUGUUCAAUUAAUUCAUCGUAUAAUGGCAACUACAACUUUUUUCACAAUUUUAGCAGGUCAUGUAUAUUGUAACAGAAAUAAGAACAUAGUCCCAAAAUCAGCAAAUAAAAUGAUGAAAAUAAUGAUGGGUUUUUUAACAUUACAAGUUACUUUAGGUAUAACUACAUUGAUUUAUUUAGUCCCCAUUCCAUUAGCAGCUGCUCAUCAAGCUGGUGCUUUAGCUUUAUUAACUACCUCAUUGGCUUUUGUUGCAAGGUUAAGAAAACCAAGACCUGAAUUUGUUUCUUAUAUUAAUAAACUCAUGAAAGAUCAAUUAUUAAAACCAAAAAGAAUAGUGUAA
Molecule: messenger RNA, 1467 nt
Organism: Lodderomyces jiufengensis
Lineage: Eukaryota; Fungi; Ascomycota; Pichiomycetes; Serinales; Debaryomycetaceae
Gene: COX15
Product: Cox15p
Exons: 1
Coding region: 1-1467 (488 amino acids)
Biological process (GO): heme A biosynthetic process
Cellular component (GO): mitochondrial inner membrane
Molecular function (GO): oxidoreductase activity, acting on NAD(P)H, heme protein as acceptor
Source: RefSeq, a predicted model, not a curated record